CGUUCAAGGUUUUUAAUGUUUGAAGGAUCAAGGUGAUUGAUUGUGGAGAAUUACGUUUUCCAGUAUAUUCCAUAAGAUUUUUGCAUAAUCACUAGUUACAUUCAGUCUCAAACUAAGUUUAGAAGUGGAAUAAACUUCAAUAUCAAGAUGACGAGUACGAAAAUUGAAUUCGCUGUGCAAAUGACAUGCGAAUCGUGUGUGAAAACAGUCAGAAAAGCACUGGAAAACGUGCCAGGCAUCCAAAACUUUGAUAUAAACCUCACAACAGGCAGUGUUACAGUUGAAUCUACUCUUCCAGCUCAAGAAAUAUUAAAAACACUACAAAGCACAGGCAAGAAAGCAGUUGUUAGAGGUUUGGGAGGCACCACAGCAGGAGUUGCUAUUCUGGACACUGGUUCUGAUUCAAUAAAAGGUGUAGUGAGAUUUGUACAAGAAGCAGAAGAUGUAUGCAUUAUUGAUGGAACUGUUGAUGGUCUUAAUGCAGGAAAACAUCAAUUAAGUGUGCAUGAAUGUGGUGACACAUCACAAGGAUGUGCAAGUGUGGGUGACUUUUUCAAUCCAAAGAAAUCUAAUGGAAGAAUUUAUGGGGAUCUAGGCUUUGUAAAAGCUGAAAAAGAUGGAAGAUCAGCAUUUAGAUUUGAUGAUUCAGUAAUUAAACUGUCUGAUAUCAUUGGGAGAGCAUUGGUGAUAUCAGAAGCAACUACUGGCAAGAGAUUAGCAUGUGGAAUUAUUGCAAGAUCUGCAGGACUCUUCCAAAAUCCAAAAACAAUCUGUGCUUGUGAUGGAGUUACAAUUUGGAAUGAAAAAGUUGCACCUAAUCCAACCUCAUCAUUGUAAAUGUAUGUUAAUAUUAAUUCCAAAGGGUAAACAUGUGAUUUUUAUGUAGAUUUACGCUGGUUACGAAGGGAAACAAUGAAGAAACAAUGUAAAACAUUUUUUGGUAAUAAAUAUUUGUUGAAUA
Messenger RNA from Dalotia coriaria, 961 nucleotides. Its product is annotated as copper chaperone for superoxide dismutase-like. Gene Ontology annotation, molecular function: copper ion binding; superoxide dismutase copper chaperone activity. The record is from RefSeq and is a predicted model, not a curated record. The transcript is spliced from 2 exons. NCBI's taxonomy places the organism in Eukaryota, Metazoa, Arthropoda, Insecta, Coleoptera, Staphylinidae. Gene Ontology annotation, biological process: superoxide metabolic process. Bases 148 to 837 code for a protein of 229 amino acids.